Acanthoscelides obtectus is the source of this 1842-nucleotide messenger RNA. NCBI's taxonomy places the organism in Eukaryota, Metazoa, Arthropoda, Insecta, Coleoptera, Chrysomelidae. The record is from the annotation of a GenBank genome assembly.
AUGUUCUCCCAUGAAGAAAAGUGUAAUAUGUUAGAAUGCUAUUUAGUGUGCAGAAAAUCCUCCUUGAGAGCAAGAGAAUACUACAGUGAAUUAUAUCCCGCUCGCAUUCAACCGUAUGAACGAUAUUUUCUGAGACUUUAUCGAAAAUUUAGGGGCAACGAAAAUAUUUUUGCUAAAACAAGGGCAAAAAAAGAAUUCAUAAUAAGCGAGGCCACGGAAAUUGCAGUUAUUGGAUAUUUUGAAGCUUAUCGUGAGAAUUCAAUAGCAGAUAUUCUCAAGGACUCUAAUUUCAGUUAUGGUACUGUUCAAAGGAUUUUAAAAAAAUACAAAUUUAUUCCGUAUAAGUACCGACCAGUUCAAAUGCUUUUGGCAGGGGAUCCAGAGCGAAGACUUGUUUUUUGCCAUUGGUAUCUUAGCUUCUGUCGCCAAAAUGUAAAUAACUUUCGUUACCUUUUAUGGACAGAUGAAUCAAAUUUUUCAAAUUCUGGAAUGUUUAAUAGAAAAAACCACCAUUAUUGGUCAAGAGAAAAUCUUUUGUUAGUACAUCCAAGAGGCCCACAAGUCCGUUUCAGUUUCAACGUUUGGUGCGGUAUAAUUGGUUCAAAAAUUGUUGGCCCGUUCUUUUAUGAGGGAACCCUAACUGGUGAAAGAUAUGUGGAAUUUAUGUCAGAAAUUCUGACUAAUUUCUUAGACGAAUUGGAUCUUAUAAGUAGACAUCAUCUGCAUCUUCAGCAAGAUGGCGCACCUGCCCACAACUCCAGAGGUACUUAUCAUUUUCUAAGUACUACUUUUAAUGAUCAGUGGAUAGGAACAAAUGGCCCAAUACAGUGGCCUCCCAGAUCACCAGAUCUAAACCCACUUGAUUACUUCUUGUGGGGUUACUUAAAGAACCAAAUUUACAAGCGAAGGUACGAUAACCUUGACGCGUUAAAGACUGCAGUUAGGGAAAAGAUAACCCAGAUAGAUGGUAGGACCAUACUUAAGACAGUUCGAGCAGUAGAAAAACGUGCCCAAAAAUGUAUUGAAGAACAAGUCAUUAGAAAAAUGGAACUCAACCGAGAACAUUUUCGCGCCAGAAUUUAUUACAACUUUCAGAGACAAUUAUUGCAACAAGAAUGCCUUGCUGAGUUACUGUCUGCUUUCGGCAACGAAGCGCCACAUCAGUCGACAAUUUCCCGUUGGUACGGAGAAUUCAAACGUGGACGGGUGAGUCUUAGCGACGAUCCCAGGGUGGGUGCACCAAAAACGGCAGUCACCCAGGAAAACGUCGAUGCUCAGAAAGCAGCCUGGGUUAAUUGGUGUCAAAAAACGCUUGACCGUUUCAAUUCCGGAAGCUCAAAAAAUGUGUACAGCAUUGUUAUUGGUGAUGAAUCGUGGAUUUACUAUGAAGAAAAGCCAACAAAAAUGGUCGCGACAUUUGUGUCAAAAGCGGCAAAAAGAACUGUUACUGCGGAUUGGUAUACCACCAUUUGUUUGCCAAAAGUCAUCACCGAGCUUCGAAAAAUCAACCCCGAAAGAAGAAUCAUCCUCCACCAAGACAAUGCAAGCUCGCACACAGCCCAAAAAAUAAGGCAGUAUUUAACGGAAGAAAACGUGGAAUUAUUGGACAAUCCUCCAUAUAGUCCCGAUCUAAGUCCUAAAGAUUUCUUUACUUUCCCGAAAAUUAAAAACAGACUGCGUGGUCAGAGGUUCCAGUCACCAGAAGAAGCAGUUGACGCAUUCAAAAAUGCCGUUUUGGAUCUGCCAGCAAACGAGUGGAAUAAGUGCUUCGAAAAUUGGUUCGAGCGCAUGCAGAUGUGUAUUAAUCUUCGUGGAGAAUACUUCAAAAUUCGUCAAAAAUGA